UUGGUUUUGGAAGAGGUUUGGGUGCAGGGAGGCAUUGGCACCCCCAGAUUAUUUUUUUGGGGGGGCAUAAGCAACAACCAGCAGGGAUUAAGGGGAUAAAGGUGUUCUCCCCCCGCGGACGCGUGGACCGCGCUGACCCCAGAGAUGCUCUUCCUUGGGGAUGACAUGCAACACAGGAGCUUUAUUAUUUUUUCCCCCAUAACUGCCUUUUCUGAACAUUUGAUUUUUUUAAUUUCUUGUCACUAAACUCCCUUUUCCCCGCUUUGGAGCUUUAAAAUCCAUUGUCCUUGACAUCCACCACCGUUAACAAUGUUCAGAAAGAUUCCCCGGGAUAUACCCCCGGGGAGGCUCCUUCAAAGCCCUGUGGCUCGGUUCCUUCGUGGGGUGGCACAGGAGCCUUUCACAGCCUCUGGGCUGCACCGAGAACCUUACAUUUAGCAGCUGGUCACUGCGCAUCGCACGGACGGGGAGCCAGGGAGGGCGUGAUUCGAGCCUGGAAAAUGCUGGACACCAUCAGCAGCCAGUACGACUCCUUCAUCUACUGGCGGCUGCCGAUCCCGCGGCUGGACGUGGCGGAGCUGGAGGGGCUGGGGCUCGGCGACGGGACCCUCUACAAGCCCAAGGCGCUGGGCAAGCUGGGUGGCGAGCGGGCCCGGCCCCGCCGUGACGGCCCGGACGAGGAGGACGGCCUGCUGCCCUUCAACAGCUUCAACUUCUGGAGGGCUCCCAUCGCCAGCAUCAGCUCCUUAGAUUUCGAGCUCAUUUGAAGCCCCUUGGCCCCUCUCCCUCUCUGCUGGGCGCGCGAGGGUUCGGUUUUGUUGUGGGUUUGGAGGUUGGGGUGGUUUUGGUUGUUUCUGGGCAGUUCUUUUGACGUUGUUAAUUAACGCGGCCGUUCACCGCGGUGCUGCGAAGCUUCGGCCCCUCUCCGCCUUCCCCCUCUUCUCUUCUCUUCUCUUCUCUUCUCUUCUCUUCUCUUCUCUUCUCUUCUCUUCUCUUCUCUUCUCUUCUCUUCUCUUCUCUUCUCUUCUCUUCUCUUCUCUUCUCUUCUCUUCUCUUCUCUUCUCUUCUCUUCUCUUCUCUUCUCUUCUCUUCUCUUCUCUUCUCAUCUUGCGGUAGAGCUGGAAACACGACAGUGCGAGCAGGGGGCAAAUCCGCGGGGAGAGGGCAACAAACAGCCCCUGGGUUUCCCGGGGAAGGUGCUGGGGGUCGCUGCCGCCCCACGCGUGUCCCCGCGCUCCGGGACGCGCGUUUGUGCUCAUUUCUCUCCCGUUUUUCUUUUCAAAUGAACCCCUUUGUGCACAGGGAGCGGCGCGGGACCGCGGGACUCGUCUCCGUUUGCGCUUCCCUGGCUCAGUUUCUCCAAAAGCUGCUUCGCUCCUUUACCUUCCGCUGGGGAUAAUGACGGUGGAAGAGGCACAAACCUCUGUCUCCAAAUACAGCUCCUCGAGCCUUGUGGCUGGAGCCCCAGCAGCAGAAACGACGGCCAGGGGGGUGAACACCCACGGAACCCCCCGGCCCCGCUCGGUGCGCUCAAGGCUGGAUGUCCACUGCCCAAAAUGUGAUUGUCGCCCGUUAUUCCCCGCGCGUGCUCCGUCCCGGGUGUGACUCCGCGCUGGGACCGGGGCCGCGGCCAUCGUGGGCUCCGGGGGCUCCGGGGCUGAGCUGGAACGUAAAACAGAGAAUUCGGUUUGGUCUCGCCCCGGAAUGAACGCAUUUUUGGUUACCCCCCAAUUAAUCGUCCCCUUCACAAAUCACAGCGAGGACCCGCCCGUGCGCGCCGUCCCACGGUGCCCCACGGUGCCCCACGCCGUCCCACGGUGCCCCACGCUGCCCCACGCCGCCCCACGCCGUCCCACGCCGCCCCACGGUGCCCCACGCCGUCCCACGCCGUCCCACGCCGUCCCACGCCCCCACGCCGCCCCGCCGGGGGUCCCGCCGGGGGUCCCGCCCGCGCUCUCCGCGGCUCCAGGUUUGUUCCCGAGCAUCGUCUCUAAACAAACCAACCGCCCGCCCACCAAACAACCCCGGAUCACUUUCGGCUUUUAAGCAGUUUUCCCCCAAUAUCGUUUUCUGGGAGGGCGCACGCGGCCGGUUUGUCGUCUUGAAUGCGCUUUUUUUGGGUUUGAUUUGGUGUGGAGUGUCCAAAACUGCCCUAAGAGCGGGGGAACGCGGCGGGGGGACUUAAACUGCGCCCAAAAUAGGUGGAUAUUGCAAAAAUCGGCACUGUGUCCCAGCCAGGGAGCGCAGAAACCCCCAAACCUGCCGACUCCGAGCCAAAACAUUGUUGAUGCUCCUACGCAGAGCUGUUUGAAACCCCCCAGGAGAAGUGUUUAUUACGAGACUUUAAAUAAAAUGAUUUGAAAGCAUACGCGUUCCUGUGGACACUUCAAAGAAAAUCCAUGUAAACUAACAUCGAGUUAUUUCCGUAAUUUGCCAUUAAAUUGCUUUAAGUCUUUA
Molecule: messenger RNA, 2457 nt
Organism: Columba livia (rock pigeon)
Lineage: Eukaryota; Metazoa; Chordata; Aves; Columbiformes; Columbidae
Gene: MLLT11
Product: MLLT11 transcription factor 7 cofactor
Exons: 2
Coding region: 501-767 (88 amino acids)
Biological process (GO): apoptotic signaling pathway; positive regulation of DNA-templated transcription; positive regulation of mitochondrial depolarization
Cellular component (GO): nucleoplasm; cytosol
Source: RefSeq, a predicted model, not a curated record